AUGCAGGAGUGGUCUCGGUUACUGCUGAUGUCCCUGUACAACGUGAGCAUCAACCUGAAAGGCUUGAAGUACAUCAGCGAGAGCCCGGGAUUCAUCCCGCUGCUGUGGUGGCUUUUGAGUGACCCAGACGCAGAGGUGUGUCUUCAUGCACUGCGACUCGUCCAGUCUGUGGUCCUGGAGCCAGAAGUCUUCUCCAAGUCGGCCUCCGAGUUCCAGAGCUCCCUGCCCCUGAAGCGCAUCCUGGCCAUGGCCAAGAGCCGCAACCCUCACCUGCAGACCGUGGCCCAGGAACUCCUGGAGGACCUCCGCGCCCUGGAGCGUGAUGUGUAGGGGCACUUGGUGUGUCCUUUCCCCUCCCCCAGGCCCCCACUUUGUGUUCCAAAACCAUCACUGUGCACCAUCUGUUAUAGAUGGUAGAACGUGAGUGCCUCGAGAGGAACGUGAAUGCAUAUGUAUCCACACAACUUUCCCCUGGAAGCGAAAGUACCUGUGGGUGGCUGGUUAGCCUGGCCAAGGGGCAGCCUGAGGAAGACUCCAUCCUUCUGGAAAGGCCCAUGUCCUAUACCUGGAAGAGGGCCGUCUUUGAGCGGCUUCUGCUGCUCGGGAGACUUUCGAGACCUGUGGGUUCCCCUGCACAAAGGGGAUGAAAUAACCACCUGCCCCAUUGGUCAGCAUUUUCCUGAGAUACAUGUUUUGAAAAACAAUUCAUUCUCUCUCUAGUAAUUAUAAUUAAUACCCUAAAAUGCAAGUUUACCUUUAAACCUUUUGGUGAACCUGCUAUUUCAGGUGACAUUGGACAUUUUAGUUCUGUUUUUUUUUGUGCCUGUUUUAUUUUUGAAUAAAGAAAGCCAGAAGAGUCA
Messenger RNA from Leptonychotes weddellii (Weddell seal), 860 nucleotides. Lineage: Eukaryota; Metazoa; Chordata; Mammalia; Carnivora; Phocidae. The record is from RefSeq and is a predicted model, not a curated record.